This is a messenger RNA of Malaya genurostris, 1105 nucleotides long. RefSeq lists its product as uncharacterized. Bases 1 to 678 code for a protein of 225 amino acids. Lineage: Eukaryota; Metazoa; Arthropoda; Insecta; Diptera; Culicidae. The record is from RefSeq and is a predicted model, not a curated record. The transcript has 2 exons.
AUGGGAUUUUUGGUUUUAGGUCACGGUAUUACAGUUGCCUACCUAAAAUUGUUGGAUCAAAAGGCUUUGAAUGAUGUAUUUUCAGUAGCUAAAUGGACGAGUCAUAAACAUGCUCUACGUAAAAAACUCAGUGAAUGGCAAGAAAGCUGUCUAUUCAAUCAAAUUCCUAGUCAUGAAACGGAUUCGUCACAAGUAAACUGGAUGCCGGAACCAGCAGCAUACAAGCAUAAACUUUUGCCAACAAACGUUACGUACACUUUAUUGGAUGAUAUUUUGCAACGAAACGAAAAAGGCAAAAUAGUAACACAAUUCUAUAAAGGGCACAAUAAUCUGGACUCAGAGCACAGGAAGUUUUUAGCUCAUACUAUUGUAGACUUUUACAUCGCAAAUAACAUGUAUUUUCCUCUUCCUGAUAUGGCACGAUUUGCUCAACUGAUCUCGGAACGAUUUCUUUCAGAGAUUUCAGUAAUUAUCUCUAUACCUAAAAAAAUUCUCAAAAAUUAUAAUCCACGAGACAGUACGGUAAACAAGAAAAAUCCAUCCGGAUUGAUCUACGAUCGUUUCCACAACCGCAACAAGAAAGCGUUGGUCAAAUCCAAAAGUGCAGUUAUUACUUGUUUGCAAGCUCUAAGGAAUAAAGCAUUGGAACUUCCAUUCGAUGGUACACGAAAGCGAUAAGUGAGCUUAGGAACGAGUUUGAAUCUCGUAGUAUACCGUUCACACCAAGAAUAUACGCAAUUGGAAAACCUGAAUUGCUAGAAUCGUUCUACGUAGUUACAAGCUUACUAGAGUAUCAGCUACCUUCCUUCCUGCGUUGUAUAGAUGUGAUUGUAAAACUGAAUUGCGCCUUGGAUUUCGAAUAUCCGGAGAGUUGUGAAGUUUUUUGGUGUUUUGUUAACCGGUAUUUCUACGACAUCAAGUACGUUCGAUAAUCAAAAAUCAACUUGCUUCAACUGUUAGCAUAUUUGAAUCAACGGAAAAACGAACUGCCAACUGUGUAAGGAAUCGCAUAACAAUUUGCAAAGCCUUAUCGAUCACUUAACUUUAGCUCAUGGAACACCAUCAGUUUUCAAAUAUAAUUGUACGGUAUGUGUGCCGACAACAA